AGCCUCUCUCUCAGUAGAGUUGGAUUCCAGAGAGAGAGAGAGAGAGAGAGAGAGAGAGAGAUACCCUUUAGCGUUGUUUCGUCUUGUGUGUGCUAAACCAACCAAACCCAAGCGACGCCGGUGGAAGUCGUAUUGUCUUCUCUUUCCAUUCCAUUCCACACUACAAACAGCUGUCAUCCUGGAUUUUGGUCUCAGCCGCUACGCAUCGCUAUCCGGGGAUUAAAACUACACACCGUUCAUCAAUAUUGCUUAAAAUAAUGAAGCACGAGUAGAUGGCAGUCAAAGUUGAGGAUUGUCAAUUACUUCCUUUUGAUUACAGGAAGGAUCCAUCACUAAAAUCUGCUGAAUAAAUCGAUCAACUUCCCUGUUGUCAGUAAUGGAAGUGGGAGCAGCGGAUCCUUAUACAACAAAUCCAGGUCCAAUUGAUGGUUCAGUUCUAUAUGAUCAAGACAAGCAUGUUUCAACUGCAGUUUGGGAAGGACAGCAGGAGCGCGGAGCCCUCAGAUGUCAUGAACACACUUCAAAACUUGAUCAGUGGACACUUACACCUAAACAGAUUGAAUUGGUAGAGAAAGCUGGAUUCAGAUACUUACGGUCUAUUCCAGCUAUUAGUCUAGAUAAUCCACUUAUCUCUGCUCUAGUUGAACGAUGGAGACGAGAAACAAACACUUUUCACUUGAAUGUCGGUGAAAUGACGGUAACCCUCAAAGAUGUCGCACUAUUGAUUGGGCUCGCAAUUGAUGGGGAACCUGUUAUAGGUCUUACGCAUACCUCAUGCAGUUCCGUUUGUGAAAAGUAUCUCGGAAGAGCACCAGAAUCGGGUUACACAAGUGGCGGGAUGGUGAAGCUAAGUUGGUUGAAAGAGUUCUUUUCUCGAUGUCCCAAUGAUGCUCCAAUCGAAGUGAUAGAGCAACAUACUCGUGCUUAUCUUCUUUAUCUUGUAGGUAGCACCAUAUUCUCGACCACUACAGGAAAUAAGGUCCCUGUAAUGUAUUUGCCGUUAUUUGAGAAUUUUGUUAGAUGCGGGCAAUAUGCCUGGGGAGCAGCAGCAUUGUCAUUCUUGUACAGAGCACUAGGCAAUGCAUCACUAAAAACUCAAAGCACCAUCAGUGGAUGUUUAACACUACUGCAGUGUUGGAGUUACUUUCACCUAAAUGUGGGACGGCCAAAGCUUAAUCUCGAAAUGAUGCAUGAUCGAUUUCCCUUUGUGCUUAGAUGGAAAGGAAAACAAAGUGGGCCAACUGCAAAUCGUGAUGUAGUUUUUUAUCGGAAGGCUUUGGAUUCUCUAAAACCAUGCGAUGUAGAAUGGCUCCCCUACCGAAACAUGGACAGUAUGGUGAUUCCAGAUCAUAUCAAAAGCACUUUAAUUCUUGGGAGGUCAAAGACAAUGCUAAUAUGCUUUGACAAGGCAGAAAGACAUCUUCCGGAUCGAUGCUUAAGGCAAUAUGGCAUGCUUCAAUCAAUUCCGGAUGAUGUGGAGCGAUGGGAGAGGAAGAGUAGAGGAGUUGAUGGCGGGGUUGAUUUGUCCGGGAAAAUGGAAUCAGAACUUACUGAAUGGAUGGACCGUCAGCUGCACAUUGUUGAUGGAGAUGAAGGUGUUGAUGAAAGCGAGUACAUGGAUUGGUAUAUGAGAAUUACCCGCAAGUUCAUAGGGAGGCCUAUUUCUCUGUCAUCCGAGUUUCAGAGAACGAAAAUAAACAAAUGCUUGCAGAAUGCUGGUCUGAGAGAUAUUGCACACAUAGCAGACACCUUUUCAACAAAAGGGUUAGAUCCACAACAAAUCGAAUCAAUAUCUCGGAUACGAUAUAUUGCCCAUGAAUGUUUGAGAGACCAAUUCAGUGGUCCAAGGAUAGUAACAUCAACCCCGCAAGCUGAACAUGGAAAAAGGGUAAGGGGAAAAGAGAGGAUUAGAAGAAAAGGUGGUGCGGGUAAACGAUUGCGGAAGGAUGGCGCGGUUCAAUAUAAUGUCGUUAGUGACGAUGAACAACCUGAAUUCUAUGGCACUGCUAUUGAUGUUGGCCAAUUGCAUCUAAGUCAUAUGGAUAGAGAGAUGGACAAUCAUGCACAAUUAUGUACCGUAGAAAGUGCAGUUAGUUCUGUCCAUAUGAUUCAUGCAGAUGCCAAUGCUGAGAAUAUGCACCUUUGCGAUGCACACCUCAGUGUUGAUCAAUCAGAUCUUGUUUAUGAAGAUGAUGAAAACGAUGAUGAUUUAGCUGCCGAGUUUAACCAUGAUGAUCUAAAGCAAGAAGCUGAUGAGGAAAUAAAGGAAGAGCUUAACCAUAUGACUGGUGAGGAAAAUAUUGAUGAGCUACAUGCAGCUACUGAGAUUCAUCAAGAUCUACGGCCGUGUGAUCAUAUAAUGAUAGAUGACUCACAGUUUUGUGAUGUAAGUCACGAUAUCAACAACACAACACUUUCAGAUGACGCCGAUGACAUCAAUCACACACAUUUCGGUGACCCCGAUGAGGUCGAUCCACUAGAAAUCAAUCCAACAGAAGAUUUUGUUAAUGCUCAACUUUCUCAUGUUAAUGAUAUAAGUGAACCACCAACAUCUGAUAUGGCAGAAAUGGAAGUAUCUCAACAUUCUUCCAUUGAAACUCAUGGGGAUAUUUCACAGAAAGGUGAUUGUAGUGUUGCUGUAUAGAGUGCAUACCUUACAUACAUUAUUUGUAGAGAAGCAAAAUGCAAAUUUUUUUAGGCAGACUUAAUUUUAUGAGAGGUGAUCAUGCCCUGUAUAAUUAUUUAUAUUCAUUUUUUGAUGUGUCGCUUGCAUUUUCCUUACAUUAGUGUGUAGUGGAUGAUUUAGAAACAAUCAUUGCAUAUAUUAAAAUUGAAAUUGUAUAUUGAAAUAUUAAUAUGUGUAAUGCUUGUUACUGA
Medicago truncatula (barrel medic) is the source of this 2877-nucleotide messenger RNA. RefSeq names its product protein MAIN-LIKE 2. Lineage: Eukaryota; Viridiplantae; Streptophyta; Magnoliopsida; Fabales; Fabaceae. The record is from RefSeq and is a predicted model, not a curated record. The coding region runs from base 377 to 2644 and encodes 755 amino acids. Gene Ontology annotation, biological process: meristem development; meristem maintenance. The transcript has 8 exons.